Sinocyclocheilus grahami is the source of this 1784-nucleotide messenger RNA. It is a transcript of the gene tmem41aa, whose product is annotated as transmembrane protein 41aa. Lineage: Eukaryota; Metazoa; Chordata; Actinopteri; Cypriniformes; Cyprinidae. Bases 65 to 913 code for a protein of 282 amino acids. The record is from RefSeq and is a predicted model, not a curated record. The transcript is spliced from 5 exons.
AAUUAAUUUUUACGUCUCUUACGUAAUAGGACAUGCAGUAUCUGCGUCCUCUAGUUACUUUGUCAUGCGUUCGCUUGUUGGUCUGAUCGCUGUCAUAUUGACGGCUACUUUUUACCUUUAUUUACUGUCCACUUAUCUCCCCCCUGGACCUCAGCUGCCUAAGCAAGAGCAUGAAGGAGAGACGAGAAAAUCUAAUGAUGAGGAGGACAACCCAAGUGAAAUGGAGACUGCGGCCUCCAGGUUGAAGUUCCCAUCAGACCUGGAUGAGCUGAAAGAGAUGGCAGAGCUGUUGCAGUUUUAUAAGACACAGCACACAGGAUAUGUGUUAUUACUCUUCUGCAGUGCCUACCUCUACAAGCAGGCUUUUGCUAUACCCGGUUCCUCUUUCUUAAACAUCUUGGCUGGGGCCUUGUUUGGGACGUGGUAUGGUCUUCUCCUCGCGUGUGUCCUCACCACAGUGGGCGCCACUCUCUGUUUCCUCCUGUCCCAGGCGUUCGGCAAACAGCACAUUGUGAGACUCUUCCCUGACAAAGUGGCCAUGCUGCAAAAGAAGGUUGAGGAAAACAGAAGUAGCUUGUUCUUUUUCCUGCUGUUCCUGAGAUUCUUUCCCAUGAGUCCAAACUGGUUCUUAAACAUGACCUCGCCAAUCCUGAAUAUUCCUGUCACUCUUUUCUUCAUGGCUGUCUUCAUUGGCCUGAUGCCGUACAACUUCAUCUGCGUCCAGACGGGAUCAAUGCUGUCUCAUAUCUCCUCUCUGGAUGACUUGUUCUCCUGGAGUGUGGUGUUGAAACUACUGUUUAUUGCCUGUGUUGCUCUGCUGCCUGGAGCUCUGAUCCGUAAAUACAGCACUCAACAUCUCCAUCUGGAUUGCCUUGAAACAAAUGGACUCAGUCACGACAAGAAGAACAGAUAAGGGACAGUGUGGAGUCUGUCAUUCAGUCCACCUUGGCUGCUUUGUGGGUGGCUACUAUUUGUGUUUAAAGUGACUUUUUUAAGAGCUCUUAAAAAAAAUUGUGGCCUCACAUUUUUUAAAAAUGGAAAUGUAAUUUUUUACAUAUUCUUUACUUGGAAGACUGCUAUGGCUUUACUGGCAUGGGUUGUGAUGCAAGUAAGAAAAAGGGACUUUUUUGGAAGAUCCAUAUUUAUAAUGUUGGUUAAAAAAGAUGUGGAAUCGUGCAGCAAAGUAUAGACAUUUGAGGUAUUUAAUACCAUUCUUCUGUAUUUACAGACUGUAAUAACAUGGAUAUUGUGGAUUUUGGUUGUGGGUUACUGUCUUUGAAGUCUCACAUCAGCCUUAAAAGUGACCUACCUCACUGAAGUGAAAUAUUUAAUAUUUUACUUUCUUGGAGUACUUGUAAAUAUUAAAAUGGAACAUCAAGCUGUAAAUAUUCACUGUGGGUUUUUGUUUCUUUAUGGGGACGGAGGCAGUAUGUGAAGUCCUGCCUGGUCACUCAAUGGCCAUCCAACUUAAUGUUGAAAUGGUGAAUUAAAGCCAAUCCUUUUCUAUGUAUCAGUGGCAUUAGCAAUGCUGGGAGCAGAAUGCAGUAUUUUUAUUCACCGAACAGGCGAACACCCACAUCAUGUGAGUAAAGCUGUUUACGAUGUGAUCAAUCAUCUGACAAUAAACUCGUUCCAUUAGCUUCUUUCAGAACAUUUGAUCACAUCUGCAUGCUCUUCAUUUCAAGUCGGUGUUCAUAUGCACAGUUGAUGAAUGUUAUGAAUGCGGGUUUUUUUAAUUAAAGGAAAAAAUGCCAUCACAUUAUGAUUAUUGCAAUUGUCUGACC